AUGGCUGAUACCAGUCCAAUGACUGAUGGCUCAUCAGAUGGAGACACAGAUCAUAGAGAUCUUGGGUCCGAGGGAGGACUAGUGAAUACCGCUGCUUCUGAUUCUAGUGACCGAUCCAAGGACAAGUCGGAUCAAAAGACUCUUCGUAGGCUUGCUCAAAACCGUGAAGCAGCAAGGAAAAGCAGAUUAAGGAAGAAGGCGUAUGUACAGCAGCUGGAGAACAGCCGCUUGAAGCUUACACAACUUGAGCAGGAGCUGCAAAGAGCAAGACAGCAGGGCGUCUUCAUUUCAAGUACAGGAGACCAAGCCCAUUCUACUGGUGGAAAUGGUGCUUUGGCGUUUGACGCUGAGCAUUCGCGGUGGCAAGAAGAGAAGAGCAAGCAAAUGAACGAGCUGAGAUCUGCUCUGAAUGCGCAUGCAGGUGAUGCUGAGCUUCGAAUAAUAGUUGAUGGUGUGAUGGCUCACUAUGAGGAGCUUUACAAGAUAAAGAGCAACGCAGCCAAGAAUGAUGUCUUCCACUUGCUGUCCGGCAUGUGGAAAACACCAGCUGAGAGAUGUUUCUUAUGGCUCGGUGGCUUCCGCUCAUCCGAAAUUCUCAAGCUUCUGGCGAAUCAGUUGGAGCCAAUGACAGAGAGACAAAUGUCAGGCAUAGAAAGCUUGCAACAGACAUCACAGCAGGCUGAAGAUGCUUUAUCUCAAGGGAUGGAGAGCUUACAACAGUCACUAGCCGAUACUUUAUCGAGCGGGACUCUUGGUUCAAGUUCUUCAGGGAAUGUCGCCAGCUACAUGGGUCAGAUGGCUAUGGCAAUGGGAAAGUUAGGUACUCUUGAAGGAUUUAUACGCCAGGCUGAUAAUUUGAGACUGCAGACAUUGCAACAGAUGAUAAGAGUAUUAACAACGCGACAGUCAGCGCGUGCUCUACUUGCAAUUCAUGAUUACUUCUCGCGGCUACGAGCUCUUAGCUCCUUAUGGCUUGCUCGACCCAGAGAAUGA
Molecule: messenger RNA, 993 nt
Organism: Microthlaspi erraticum
Lineage: Eukaryota; Viridiplantae; Streptophyta; Magnoliopsida; Brassicales; Brassicaceae
Source: the annotation of a GenBank genome assembly